Messenger RNA from Plasmodium gallinaceum, 1542 nucleotides. It is a transcript of the gene GPI16, whose product is annotated as GPI transamidase component GPI16, putative. Gene Ontology annotation, biological process: attachment of GPI anchor to protein. The transcript has 3 exons. Lineage: Eukaryota; Apicomplexa; Aconoidasida; Haemosporida; Plasmodiidae. Gene Ontology annotation, cellular component: GPI-anchor transamidase complex. Bases 1 to 1542 code for a protein of 513 amino acids. The record is from RefSeq and is a predicted model, not a curated record.
AUGAAAAGUGUAAAAUUCAUUAUUUUUGUUAUUUUUUGUUUUACUUCAUUAGUUAAUUCCUAUGUAAUAGAUGAAAGUAUUAAUUUAAUACCUCUAGAUAAUAAUUUGGUACAUAUUAAAAUAAAAUUGAAUAUUAAUGGAAAAGAUUAUAAGCAAUUUCUUCCUUUAAAUAUAUUAAAAAUAUUUAAUUAUGUAAAGUCACUUAAAAUUAAUAUAAAAAGAGGUGUGUAUAGAAAUAUUUAUAAUAAUAAAUAUUUGGAUUCUUAUCCUUUUGGUUUUACUCUUGUAGUGGAAUUAAAAAAAAGAGAAAAAAAUAAAAAUAAUUUUUCUAAAAGAAAUGAAUAUGAUGAAUUUUCAAAUGAGGAAGUAUUCCUUCUACGACAACUAUUAAAUGAUAUUUGGUCUAUUACGGGUGUGUCAACUAACCUUUUGAAAAUAAAAGAUUUGAUUAAAGUAAAUAAUGAAAUUUUUGCAUUUUUACCUGAUGAAAGUAUUUGUACUGAAAGUUUUUCAUUAAUUAAGAAACUUUAUCCCUGCAAAAACUUUGGAGGGUUAUUUAAUUCUGUAAGUCCCUCAUAUUUAAUAUCGAAACUUUCUAGUAAUAUAGGCUUUGAGUUAAAUGAUGAUAAUGAAAAUUAUUUAGUUAUGUAUGUUGAUUAUAUUACAACACAUGAUCACAAAAAAGAUAUAAAGAUAAUAGAUUUGGUAAAUAGUAAAUAUAAUUUGAAUGAAUGUCCAUUAAUAGAUAGAACAGCAUUAAUGGUUAAAAAAAAAAAAGAUAAUUUUAUUGCAACAAUUUUGGAAAAAUAUGGAAAGAUAGAUUUGGUAUAUGAAAAUAUAAAUUUAUACAACAUUCUGCAAAACGAAAAAUACAAUAUUAUAGAAGAAUAUAUAAAUGUUAACGUAAUCAAAGAAGAAGCAAAUAGCAUAAUAACAGCUGAUAUAAAAAAGAAACAGAGUUCAUUAUUAUAUAUAUUUCAAAAUUUAAAUAAAAAACAUAAUAGCGAUUUUUUAUUCGUUGAUAAAUUACCAUAUUAUUUAUCACCAUUGCUCCAUACUAUAAUGAUUCAAGGGAAGUAUUCUAAUGAAGACAAUAAAUUGAAAAAACAAUGUGACUUUAUAUAUUUUGGGCAUAAUGCAAUUAAACGAUUUGAUGUUAAAUUUAGUAAUUUUGACAUACAUAAAAACUCGUCAAGUAAUGGAAACUAUUACUACUUUAAUUUUAAACAUAACCUGCCUCCUCAAUGUGAAGUUAUAAUAAGAUUUGAAGUAAUCAAGGUGCAAAUAAGAUCAUUUGAAUUUGAAUUUGAUAUAGAUAGAGGUAUUUUAUUAGGAAGUGGAAUAUUCAUACAAAAAAGAAAUAAUAUUUUACAAAAAAAUGAUGAUUUUAUGUAUAAAUAUACCUCUUCAGUAUUAAUAGAUAUUAUUUUACCUGACACAAGUAUGCCUUUUAAUGUUAUAGCCAUUUCAACUUGUGUUAUAAUGUUAUUUUUUGGGUUUAUAUUUAAGCUUACGGCAAAGGAAGAAACAAGAUAUGUUUGA